UUUGUUGAGACAUAUUCAAAUCAUUUUUAAGUUCAAGAGUCUGAUUGUAUUCUUUUCUUUGAGGAAGAUCUUUAACCGAUAUAUUUGAUUUUGGGUGGUGUGCUAUGUUCAGAUAUAAACUAUUUUACAUGUUUAUUUCACACAAGGCUUGUUAUCUUCGUCAUGGCUGUGUAGAAUUUGCAAAGAACUUUCACAAAGUUGCUAAUUCCGUGAUACCCGUAAGAACAUCAGUUUACAACUUGAAUCAGAAGCUGAAUGAGUUAUGGAAAUCAGGCCGGGUCAAUGAAGCACAUUACCUAUUCGAUGAAAUGCCUGAGAAAGAUGAGUUUACAUGGAAUACCAUGAUUGCUGGUUAUGCAAACUCAGGGAAGGUGAUCGAGGCGCAUAAGUUAUUUGAUGAUACUCCAAAGAGGAGUUCCAUUACAUGGUCUUCACUAAUUUCUGGGUACUGUAGAUUGGGGUUAGAAUUUGAAUCGAUGAGGCUGUUUUGUGAAAUGCAGAAUGAAGGGUACAAGCCGAGCCAAUUUACUUUAGGGAGUGUUCUUAGGAUGUGUUCGACAAAUGGAUUGUUGUCCAGAGGGGAGCAGGUUCAUGGGUAUUCAAUUAAAACUCAGUUCGAUGCAAAUGUUUUUGUGGUGACUGGACUUGUUGACAUGUAUGCACGAUGCAAGCAGGUCUCAGCAGCUAAAUAUCUGUUCAAGAUGAUGUCUUAUGGCAAGAAUCAUGUUACUUGGACUGCAAUGAUCACUGGCUACUCACAGAACCAGGAUCAACUUGGUGCUAUCGAGUGCUUUCGGGAUAUGAAGUCUGAAGGAGUUGAGGCUAACCAGUAUACAUUUCCUAGUGUUUUGACUGUUUGUGGGGAAAUCUUGGCUAUUAGGUUUGGGGUACAGGUUCAUGGUUGCAUUGUGAAGGGCGGUUUUGCUGCCAAUGUGUUUGUAGAGAGUGCGCUAGUAGACAUGUAUGCAAAAUGUGGGAGUUUAAAUGAUGCUAGGGUUGCAUUAGAGACUAUGGAAGUUGAAGAUGUUGUUUCUUGGAACUCUAUGAUUGUUGGGUGUGUGAGGCAAGGUUGCAAACAGGAAGCACUUCUUUUAUUCAAGAAAAUGCAUACCAAGAACAUGAAAAUCGAUGAUUUCACUUACCCAUCUGUGUUAAACUGCUUUGCUUCCUUAAACAAUGUUAAAGCUUCAAAAUCCAUCCAUUGUUUGGCUAUGAAAACCGGGUUUGGGGAAUACAUUCUUGUAAGCAAUGCUCUUGUGGACAUGUAUGCCAAAAGAGGAGACUUAUGGUGUGCAUUCGAGGUGUUCAAUAAUAUGGAGGAAAAAGAUGUGGUUUCAUGGACUUCAUUGGUCACUGGCUACACUCAUAAUGGCGCUUACGAGGAAGCUCUCAAAUUAUUCUGUAAAAUGAGAAUUUCUGGGAUCAAACCAGACCAGAUUGUCACUGCCAGCAUCUUGAGUUCGUGUGCAGAACUCACUGUUCUUGAUUUUGGACAACAAGUUCAUGUCGACUUCAUCAAAUCAGGUUUUCCUUCAUCUUUAUCAGUUGAUAACUCUCUUGUGACAUUGUACACCAACUGUGGUUGCAUUGAACAUGCUAACAAAGUUUUUGCUUUGAUGGAUAUCAAGAACGUAAUAACCUGGACUGCGCUAAUCAUCGGCUAUGCUAAAAACGGUAAAUCAAAGGAAUCUCACGCUGGACUUGUGGAUCAAGCCCGUCAUUACUUCAACUUAAUGGUCAAUGUUUACCAUAUAAAGCCAGGUCCAGAUCACUACGCUUGUAUGAUUGACCUUUUGGGUCGGUCAGGGAAGAUACACGAAGCCGAGGAGCUACUGAAUGAAAUGGUUAUCGAACCUGAUGCAACUGUAUGGAAAGCAUUGCUUUCCGCUUGCAGGAUUCAUGGAAAAAUAGAGCUUGCAGAAAAGGCGGCAAACACCCUUUUCGAAUUAGAACCUCAAGAUGCCGUUCCAUAUAUCAUGCUAUCAAACUUGUAUUCUUCGGCAGGUAAAUGGGAUGAUGCUGCAAGAAUCCGAAGGCUAAUGAAAUCAAGAGGUGUAAACAAGGAACCGGGCUACAGUUGGAUGGAAAUCAAUAGUAAAGUUCACAGCUUUAUGUCCGAAGAUCGAAGCCAUGAAAAGUGGAACGCGAUUUAUUCAAAGAUCAAUGAGGUUAUGAUGUUGAUUCGAGAAGCCGGUUAUGUCCCAGAUAUGAAUUUCGCGUUGCAUAAUAUCGAUGAAGAAGGUAAAGAACUUGGUCUUGCUUAUCACAGUGAGAAGUUAGCAGUGGCGUUCGGGCUUCUGGAAUUGCCACAGGGAACACCAAUCCGAAUCUAUAAGAAUCUCAGGGUUUGUGGCGAUUGUCAUACUGCUAUGAAGUUUAUAUCGAGUGUUUUUCGUCGAAUUAUAAUCUUACGAGAUUCGAAUCGGUUUCAUCACUUCAGAGAAGGAGUUUGUUCUUGUGGAGAUUACUGGUAACCAAAAGUUCAUCUGCCUUUGCCCAUUUCAAUAUCUUCGGGUUCUUGUGAUCAUGAUUGCGAUUCAGAAUGGAGAUCAAAAAACGAGCUACAAAACGUCAAGAUGGCAGGCAUUUUUCGGGCACAAAUACAAUGACAGAAUACGGUUAGUAAAAGAGUUAUUGAUUUUUUGAAUUAUACCACAAUGAGCAGAUGGUUGUUUGGUAAAAAGGAAUGCAAAAG
Cynara cardunculus var. scolymus (artichoke) is the source of this 2695-nucleotide messenger RNA. RefSeq names its product putative pentatricopeptide repeat-containing protein At5g52630. The transcript is spliced from 2 exons. The record is from RefSeq and is a predicted model, not a curated record. The coding region runs from base 105 to 2474 and encodes 789 amino acids. NCBI's taxonomy places the organism in Eukaryota, Viridiplantae, Streptophyta, Magnoliopsida, Asterales, Asteraceae. Gene Ontology annotation, biological process: RNA modification. Gene Ontology annotation, molecular function: zinc ion binding; RNA binding; protein binding.